UACGCAAACUUUCCUGACUGGGAACUUCCUGAAGCAACUGAGUUUCACUUUUAAUUUCUUUACAUUUCCCUGAUUUCGAAAACAGCACGGAUGUUUUAAUCAGCACUGUAUCGUUUAAAAUACAAAUACGAACACGAAGAGCGUUUUAAAAACUUCUCUCCUAUGGUUGCUUUCAAGGUAAAAGUAUGGCUGCCCUAGAUUCCUCUAGAAAUAUAAAAGAAGCCGAGGAUGCAGCUCAAAUGCUGAGUGACGCCAUCAACUCUAGAGACAAAGAUGAAGCGACCAAAUACCUGGAUCAACUUUUGGAUCUAAAACUCCCAGUGUGUGUCAAAAUAAAUCCUGAAGUGUACUCUCAAGACUGCAUCAGGUUGAGAGUAGGAGUGGCGGACGCCGUGUCAGAUGCCCACAUCCCAAUUACAGUGAUGGUACCAGUUUACAUGACAAUAUCAGAGCUGAAAGAAAAGAUCAAUCGUGACUAUGACUUCCACCCGGCCCUCCAGCGCUGGGUGAUCGGGAAGCGCCUCGCCCAGGACAGAGAAACCCUGUAUCAUUAUGGGGUCAGAAGCCACAAUGAUUCAGCCUUCCUCUUCAUCCUUUCCACCCAGGCUGCCAAUCUGAGCCGCGAACAAGAGAGAAAAGAGAAAGAGGAUAGACGGAUCGAUGAUAUAAUUGAGAUCAUUGAUCGUCCACCUCAUCGCCCACCAGAGCUCGUCGCCAGAGGAGUUAAUCACCCUCCUCUACCUCCCAAACCUCAGCCAGUUGGUUGGUCAUGUUCUGGCUGCACGUUUAUGAAUAAACCAACACGUCCAGGUUGUGAGAUGUGCAGCACAGCAAGACCUGACAACUAUAAAGUACCUGACAUGUACCAGCCGGAUGAGGUGGAAACCAGGAGACUCCAGCAGGAGGAACUCGCCAGCCUGCAGUACGAGCAGUCUGUGAAGGAUGAACGGGAGAGGAAUUUCCAAGAACUCCUUGAAACGGAUUCCCACAGUCUGGUGGGGAAUGUGGAAGAUCUGGACUGUGCCAUCUGCUUUUGCACCAUCCUGCCAGGAGAGGGCGCUGUGCUGAGAGAGUGCCUGCAUAGCUUCUGCAGGGAAUGCCUGAAGGAAACCGUUCUGAACUGCAUGGAUGCCGAGGUGGCUUGUCCUUACAGAGACAAUGCCUAUUCCUGUAACUGCCAACUUCAAGAUCGAGAAAUCAGAUCACUUCUCUCUCAGGACGAGUACCAGAAGUUUCUAGAACUGAGGCUGAACAUCGCAGAGUCCCGCAGUGAGAACAGUUACCACUGCAAGACACCCGACUGUGCUGGCUGGUGCAUCUUCGAAGACGACGUGAACGAAUUCACAUGUGACAUUUGCAACGAGACCAACUGUCUCCUAUGCAAGGCUAUUCACAAGGGAAUGAACUGCAAGGAGUACCAGGAUGACCUCCGUAUUCGAGCGCAGAAUGACGACACAGCCCGGCAGACCACGCAGAUGCUGGAUCAACUCCUGAAGAACGGCGAGGCGAUGAACUGUCCCAAAUGUCAGGUGAUCGUCCAGAAGAAAGACGGCUGUGACUGGAUCUGCUGUCUGAUGUGCAAGACCGAGAUCUGCUGGGUGACUAAACAAGCCCGAUGGGGACCUCAGGGUGCUGGAGACACAUCGGGCGGUUGCAAAUGUCGAGUCAACGGAGUUCUUUGCCAUCCGCGCUGUCAGAACUGCCACUGAUUCCACAAGCAAAAACAUGCGCUACAGCAACAAAACACAAAACUCCUCAAAAUAAUCCAGGCGGGGUUGAUGCGCUACAUACAGUUUGCAAUUAUAGCUUUUGCUCAUCUAGUCAUAUCACUGGCACAUUCAUCUGGAUGUCAGUACUUAAUAGAUAUGUUCUAGGACUAAAUAUUCAGAAAAUUUAAAAUAUCCGAGGUUUCAUGGGAUAGUAUAAACUGAUGAAAAAGUGACAUUUUUUAAAUAUACUUAAAGUGAAAAGUGACGUGACAUGUGGCCAAGUAUGG
This is a messenger RNA of Sinocyclocheilus anshuiensis, 1996 nucleotides long. RefSeq names its product ranBP-type and C3HC4-type zinc finger-containing protein 1-like. The record is from RefSeq and is a predicted model, not a curated record. Lineage: Eukaryota; Metazoa; Chordata; Actinopteri; Cypriniformes; Cyprinidae. Bases 186 to 1709 code for a protein of 507 amino acids. Gene Ontology annotation, cellular component: LUBAC complex. The transcript is spliced from 13 exons. Gene Ontology annotation, molecular function: ubiquitin-protein transferase activity; ubiquitin binding. Gene Ontology annotation, biological process: protein linear polyubiquitination; positive regulation of canonical NF-kappaB signal transduction; proteasome-mediated ubiquitin-dependent protein catabolic process.